This is a messenger RNA of Heterotrigona itama, 1965 nucleotides long. The record is from the annotation of a GenBank genome assembly. NCBI's taxonomy places the organism in Eukaryota, Metazoa, Arthropoda, Insecta, Hymenoptera, Apidae.
GGGGAUGAAGCGCGUGUCGCGAGGGCGAGAGGAAGCGGACGCGGAGUUUUACCGAGCCUCAUCCUCGCUAAUGGAACGCCCUUGUCGAGAGUGUCACCACCUCGCGCGGGCUGGGCAGUGCGGAUCAACGAGGCGACACUCACUACCCCGAGUCAGUCAGCUCAUUAUCAACAGCAGCAGCAGCAGCAGCAUCAGCAGCACGCUACACCAAGUCCAGGAUCACCGAGAGCCAUCGAACAAUGGGCUAGCGAAGGGGCAGCGUUGUCGGCUUUGUCGGUUCGUCGUUCCACAUCACCAGCCUCGCCAGAAACAGCAAGGAGACCGGCAACAGGAUCGUCGAGAAGGAUCGUCCCGUCGUCGAGUCGAGUUAGGCUGGCAGGCGGAGGCGGAAGAGGAGGAGGAGAAGAAGGGGAAGGAGGAGGAAGUGGAAGUGGUGGAAGCGGCGGAAGAACAGGAGCAGAAAGAGGCGCUGAGUUCGGUAACGGUAUCCAUUUCGCGAAUCACUGGCAGGAGGAACAAGAGCUGGAGGCGAAGAAGAAGGAGGAGCACCGGAAGCGUUGCGUGGACGCAGCGGCGCGUUGCCAAGCCGAGCAUCUUGAACUGAGAAGUCGGCCGAUGUCGCAGAACAAUGCGAUCGCGCCGCUCUCGCGGCCACCCUCCUCGCCAACGAACAACGCCUCGACCAACCUCGAUACCGCCGCCAGUAGUACAGCCACCACGACCAGCCACCAACCAGACAACAACAGUACAGUAGUGAACGCGGACGACGGAGACGCGCAGCAUUCCGUUCAACAGCAGCACAACGUGGUCGCUGGUGGUGGUCGCGUUCACGAUCACAAUCGGCCGUUCCCGCCACCGAGAUUGCCCACCGUGCACGUGCCGAUCGCAUCCUCCUUGACCGCCGCCACUGCGACUCUCGCAGCGAACCAGUCGAACCCGUCGAAUCCGUCGAGAGUGUUGGUCACUGCUCCGCUCAGCCCUCUCUCGAGCACGUUUCGCAGCAGACCGAGAAACGUCGACACCUCGACGGAGAUCUCGAACGCCCGUGGACUGCUGUCGAACGACACGCCGCCGAGGAGCCCGAUAAACGAGGUGAGCCUGGCGGUGCCGCGACCGGACGGUGAGAGAGCCAUCAACGAAUACGUCGAGGCGCCGUUCAAACACGGGGCGAACCAGGAGCGACGGGUCAUCGACGAUGACAACAAGCGCGGGAUCGGCGCCGAUUGCCCGAAGAUCGACCGAAGGCAUCAUCGUCAGAAGGGUGGUGGUGGUGGUGGUGGUGGUGGUGGUGCCAGCGGGACGAACGCGACCGCGUCCGCCGGCUCGAUCGCGACGAACACCGCGGCGCCUAACGCCGUGACCAAACAGCCGGUCUCGUUUACCAAGGAACCGGCCAACAGCCUCGCCUCCAGGACUUACGAUCCGGCCGGCUUGUCGAUAAUGUGCAAUUUCUGCGGUCGAUGUCGUUGCGAGUCUUGCCGGGAGCCGCCCCCGUUGCCCAGCAAGUGGCUGUGCGACAACAAGUGCUUCUGCUCCGCCGAGACGAUUCUCGAUUACGCUUCUUGCCUGUGCUGCGUGAAGGGACUGUUUUAUCAUUGCGUGGACGGGAACGGCGGUGGCGGCGGCGGCGGCGGCAGCGGCAGCGGUGGCGGUGGCGGCGGAAUCGGCGAGGGAGCCGGUAGCUGCGCGGACGAGCCGUGCUCCUGCACGGGGAACAGAAGGGCCUCCAGGUGGGCCUGCCUCGGCGCGCUCACCCUCGUCAUGCCUUGCUUAUUGUGCUAUUGGCCGUUCAAGGGCUGCGUCGCGUUGUGCGAGGUGUGUUACGCGCGGCACGCCGCCCAGGGCUGCAGAUGUAACCCGAACACGAUCGGAAACGCCGGGAACAGGCAUCAUCCGAUCGCCAGCGAUAUCGGGGACUCGAGGGAUCCGGAGAAGAGGUUGCUCGACCCGGUCACACCGGAACUC